AUGGGGAAGGACUUUGGGUUGAUCAGUGAAUAUGAUUCCAUGAGGCUAAAGUUUCAGACUACUGGGACAUUGUACACUGUGGACCCUUUGGGAAAAACGAAAGUUUUGAGGUUCGAAGUUCAUGAAGGCCUACGAAUCGCAGAUGCUGAUUUGAAAAAUUUAAGUAUCAUUGAAAUUGAGAAGUUGCUCCAAAGAAAUGGUAGGUCAUUAAAUGAUUACCCAUGUUUGCCAACUCCAAAAUAUGACGAAGCCCUGCAAUUUGACAAUAGAUUUAUUGUUGAUGAACUAAACUAUGAAAAAGAUGCAUUAAAGGUACAAUAUGAAGAGUUGCUUAGAGGCUUCUACUUUUUAUAUGGAGAUGGUGGAACUGGAAAGACUUUUGUGUGGAACACUUUAUCGGCGUUGCUUAGAUCCAAAGGACUAAUUGUUCUUACCGUUGCUUCCAGUGCCAUAGCAUCAUUACUCUUUCCUGGAGGCAGAACAACUCAUUAUAAAUUCUGCAUUCCAUUAGAUGCUAUAGAGACCUCGACAUGUAAUAUAAAGCAAGGAAGUCUACGAGCAAAGCUUCUACUUGAAACAAGUCUUAUUAUAUGGGAUGAAGCUCCAAUGUUGAAAAAGUAUUGUUUCGAAGCUUUAGACGUUACACUUCGAGAUUUAAUGAGAUCGAAAAAUGAAGAUAACGCCCAUAAGCCUUUUGAAGGAAAAAUAGUAAUACUUGGAGGUGAUUUUAGACAAAUACUACCUGUAAUAACUAGAGGAAGCAGACAGGAAAUCGUCGAAUCUACUGUAAACUCUUCAUCAUUGUGGAAACACUGCAAAGUUAUGAAAUUGACUAAGAACAUGCGCCUAACUGCAGCUGAGACGACUGAUGAAGCAAAAGAAAUCAAAGACUUUGCAGAUUGGAUUCUUAAAAUUGGAAAUGGCGACCAUCCAGAUUCCGGAGCAAGAGAGUACGAUGUCCAAAUCCCGCCAGAUCUGCUCAUCCCAGAUAGUCCUGACCCAUUAAUGGAAUUGAUUAGAUAUACAUAUCCUGACCUUGCGCACAAAAUGAAAGACCCUCAAUUCUUUCAAGAUAGGGCAAUAUUGGCCCCUACACUAGAGGCUAUUGAAAUGAUAAACACUUACAUGCUUGGGAUGAUAGCUGCACCAGAGCAUGAAUAUCUGAGCUCCGACUCUGCCUUGCGAUCUGAUGAGGAUUCUGAAAUCCAAGGUGAGUGGUUUACCACCGAAUUUUUGAAAGACACUAAAAGUUCAGGAAUGCCUAACCACAAACUUUUAUUGAAAGUUGGUACUCCAAUAAUGCUUUUGAGAAAUAUAGACCAAGCAGCAGGUUUAUGCAAUGGAACCAGGUUAAUUGUGGACGAACUUGGUGAACGUUUUAUUGGUGCAACUGUUAUCACGGGAACAAAUGUCAAUGACAAAGUAAGACAGUUUCCAAUUGCAAUAUGCUUUGCUAUGACCAUGAACAAGAGCCAAGGACAAACACUAUCUCAGGUUGGACUCUUCCUUCCGAGGCCCGUUUUCACUCAUGGUCAGUUAUAUGUAGCUCUUUCUAGAGUACGCUCAAGAAAAGGUCUUAAACUUUGUAUACUCGAUGAGGCGGGAAAACAGCAGACCAAUACUGUAAAUGUAGUGUUUAAGGAAGUUUUUGGAAAUGUUUGA
Lotus japonicus is the source of this 1662-nucleotide messenger RNA. RefSeq lists its product as uncharacterized. Gene Ontology annotation, biological process: telomere maintenance; DNA repair. Lineage: Eukaryota; Viridiplantae; Streptophyta; Magnoliopsida; Fabales; Fabaceae. The transcript is spliced from 5 exons. The coding region runs from base 1 to 1662 and encodes 553 amino acids. The record is from RefSeq and is a predicted model, not a curated record. Gene Ontology annotation, molecular function: DNA helicase activity.